AUGACCAGAUGGCCGAGGGUGAUGGAUGCGCAGGAUAUUGACCAGAGCUUCGCGACCGCAGAUUUCCCUUGGUUGAGUCCGGUCUACGAUCAAAUCUUCCAGGUUGCAUUGCCCAUUCCUAGUAUCAAGGUGCCAAAAAGAACUCACACCAGUCCAGCGACCGGACUGCCCAUGGAUUAUUAUGAAGUCGACAUCAAACCUCUAGAAGUUCAAGUCUAUCCCAAUCUGGGCAAAACGAGGCUUGUCGGAUAUGAUGGUCAGAACCCUGGACCAACAUUCAUGAUGACCAAGGGUCGGGAAGCAGUUGUACGAUUCAUUAACCACGCCGACCGUGCCAACUCAGUCCAUUUGCAUGGUUCUUACACUCGAGCUCCAUUUGACGGUUGGGCCGAUGAUACUACCGAAUCGGGACAAUACAAAGACUAUUACUACCCAAAUGGUCAGAGCGCAAGGACGCUUUGGUAUCAUGAUCAUGCAAUCGACCACACUGCCGGUCAAGCGGGAUUCUAUAUCCUACAUGAUCCCGAUGAGUUGAAGAUACCUGGACUACCUCAAGGAGAUUUUGACGUACCGCUGGCACUUGCCGCUAAAAGGUACAACCCUGAUGGAAGUCUUUGGGACCCGGAAGCAAACAACGAAGAGACCAGUGUUUUCGGAGAUGUUUUCCAUGUCCGGUCAUAUCAGCUAUACUUUGAGCCUGACAAGACGCCUGGCACAAGAUCCGCGAUGACUGUGGUAGGAUCUGAUGCAGGGUUGACGGCAAAACCUGUUCAAACCACUCAGCUUGACAUCCAACAACAGGACCACGAGAUGAUGGCAGCCUUCAACGUCACUGUUCUGGCAGACCUAGGUUAUAACGACACAACUCGAUUCCUUGAUCCCAUGGAGCCUCGAUAUCGAGCCGUUGACUACCCAGCUAGCGACUUUACAUCCCAUACAGGCGUCUUCUCAGACUCCACGAUUGACCAGAAAUUAGACUUCUUUGCAAAUCUUGAUGCAUACGCUCACGAGGCCGACGCAGAUGCAGCACUGGUCUCGUAUUGGAAGACACACGUUGCAGGUGCACCUAACACACUCUCUAGAAGCACAAAGAGUAGCACUACAGCCACUAGCUCAAAGUCGAGCAUAACAAGCACAGUCAAAACGACCAAAUCAUCGAGCUCGACUAGCACCAAGUCAACGGCGUCUAGUUCGGCAGUGUAG
This is a messenger RNA of Aureobasidium pullulans EXF-150, 1203 nucleotides long. RefSeq lists its product as uncharacterized. The record is from RefSeq and is a predicted model, not a curated record. Lineage: Eukaryota; Fungi; Ascomycota; Dothideomycetes; Dothideales; Saccotheciaceae. Bases 1 to 1203 code for a protein of 400 amino acids. Gene Ontology annotation, molecular function: copper ion binding. The transcript has 7 exons.